AUGGCUGCGGCCGCUGUUUCGACGCUCCUUCCCCCGUUAGGGGGGGCAGAAGCCGCAUGUGGAUGGAGGGCGAUGGCCCAACAUUCGACGACUGGGUGGAAUGAGGCCGAUGUGCGCAUUCGCUUGCGCAUGAUCGCCCGCGCCUGGGAGUCUGCGUCACACCAUCCUCAGAUUCCAUCCCAUCGCCGCCGGCUCCUCCAAACCACAUAUGGCAUCUCAAGUCCACUCAAGACACCGGAAUGCGGUCCGCGAUGGCUGCGACGCUUCAACUCGCCCUUCGAACAACCCGCAUCCCUUGACCAAGUCAUGGAUCCGACGAACACCGGCGGCUUUGCGAGUCGCCUACCCGCCGACUCUUCAUUCUUCGCCCGGUCACGGAUUUCGAGCACGGACAGGCGACAACACCCCAGCGCAGGCGCCCUCUUCAAGGAUCCCACACGCGACGUUCUCAUCGACUUUGGCUCUGAGGAAGGCUUCAUGCAGGCGGCGAAGAAGAAGAAGAAGGCGCCAGCCAAGGCGCCAGCCGCUAACAACAAUAACAGUAACGAUGACGAUGGCGCCAAGAAAGACGAUGAGGGUACUGGCGAUGGAGGCGACAAGAGCGGCGAUGCAGGCAAUGAUGGCGGUGCUGCCGGUGACGGCGACGGAGAUGGAGGCGACAAGGAUACACCGCCACCAGCUGACGAUGCACCCCCGGACGACGAAUGGGGCUUCGCGCCCGCGAAAAGCAAGAAGAAGGGUAAGAAGGACGAAGACCCGCCGACUAUCCCGGCACCCAACCUGGACUCUUUCGAUGAGAUCAAACUGGACGAUGUGGGCGGAGGCGGCAACGGCACGCUCGACAUCAAUUUUGGCUCAACAGACAACAAGAAGUCGGGGUUUGGCUCAUGGGGUACAAGUUGGACAACAGGCACGAGAUCAGGGAGCACGUGGGAUUGGUCCGGGGCUAACAAGAAUGCAGCCGCGAGUACGCCAGCAGAGGCCAAGGAAGAGGUUGAUUCGAAUCCCUGGGGCGGCAGCGCCACAAAGUCCAAAAAGAAGAGCACGACUCUUGGAUUCAGCUUCGGCGAUGAUCCAGCAAUCGACCCGGAACCAGCACCUGAACCGCCCAAGGAAGAGGAGAAGAAAGACGACCCCUGGGGCUUCUCCACCGCAUCAUCCAAGAAGGACAAGAAGAAGAAAAAGAUCAGCAUUUGGGGCGAUCCUGCGGAAGAUGAGAAAGAAGAGCCGCCCAAGGUAGAAAUCCCUGCUGACGACCCAUGGGGUUCAUGGGGUACCACAACUAAGACAAAGGGCAAGAAGGAACCUGAACCAGAACCGCCCAAAGAGGAGACAAAGCAGGAUGAUAUCUGGGACACCUGGGGUUUGGGUAAGAAGAAAAAGAAAGAAGAACCGGUGGUGGUCCCUGAACCUGAACCGGUCCCGGAGCCCGCGCCCGACCCGCCAGCUGCCGGAGCGGAUCCUUGGAGCUGGGGAACGUCAAUGAGCAAGAAGGAUAAGAAAAAGAAGAAAGGUCUGCUUGACUUUGAACCACCCAAAGAGCCGGACCCUCCUCCAGCGCCGGAGCCCGAAGUUGAGCCAGAACCGGAGCCCGAGCCAGAACCGGAACCGGAAUCGGAGCCGCCUAAAAUUGAAGUAGACCCCUUUGCUGGUAUGUCCAAGUCGCAGAAAAAGAAGAAGAUGAGGGAGAUGGCUGCCGCUGCCGAGGCCGCCGCCGCCGCCGAAGCCGCCGCUGCAGAAGCAGCCGCCGCUGCCGAGGCCGAGGCCGCCGCUGCAGAAGCAGAAGAGACUGCUCGGAAGGAAGAGGAGGAGCGGUUGGCCAAGGAAAUCGAAGAGCAAGCAGCGAAAGAAGCGGCCGAGGCUGAAGAGGCAAUGAAGGCAGCAGAAGCUGCGAAGGCAGCAGCGGCAGUAGAAGACAUCGGAUGGGGUGUAACGACCAAGGCCAAGAAGAAGAAGAAGGGCAAAGGUGAACCCGAGCCCGUACGAGCCCCUACACCACCUCCGCCGGCCCCCGAACCCGAGCCCGAGCCGGAACAGAAAGAUGAUCUCUGGGGCUUCACCGCCACAUCAAAGAAAGACAAAAAGAAGAAAAAGGGACUCCUUCUCGACCCCGAACCUCCAAAUGAUCCUGAACCCGAACCUGAGCCCGAGCCUGAGCCGGUCCCCGAACCUGCUCCAGAUCCUCCCGCUGCUGAGCCAGAGCCGGAACCGCCAGCGGAUGAGGGCUGGCCGAAUUUUGAGCUCUCUACCAAAAAGGACAAGAAAAAGAAGAAAGACGCGGAAGCCGAAAAGCCCAAGGAGGACUCCUGGGGGGGUAUGUGGGGACUUUCUUCGAAGAAGGACAAAGACAAAGAGAAGGAGAAGGAAAAGGAGAAGAAAGAGAGGAAGAAAAGUAAGGAGACACCGCAACCAGCAGAAGAACCCAAGGGGGAAUCGACUGAAGACGACUUGGCUUUGAGCAAAUCGGACAAGAAAAAGAAGAAGAAAGACGCCAUGGCCUUGGUUGAGUUCGGCGGGGAGGAGGAAGAGGCCACGCCUGCCGAGGAAGCCCCACCCGCUGUGCCCGACAUUUCUGACCCCCUGGAUGACGACGGUUUCUUCAGCUCCUGGAACAUCGGCAAGAAGGACAAGAAGAAAAAGGGGCCAGACGUGGAAGUUGCCUCAAUGAAGCCUGAUGCGAUUGAGGAGCCGGCGGACGACUUUUGGGGGUCAUUGUCGUCCAAGAAAAAGAAGGACAAAUCUAAGAACGAACCUGUGGAAGUGAUGGACGAAGAGCCCGAAAUGGAUUCCGUACAACCGGAUUCUGUCGAGGAAACGAAAGACAAAGGCGAAGAAGACGACUGGGCCGCCUGGGGAUCCUCGAAAAAGAAGUCUAAGAACCGUAAGGACAUACUCGCCGACCCUCCACCGCCAGCUCCCACCCCUCCCACGUUGGACAUGACUGAGCCUGAAGCAGAACCGGAACCUGAGAAGGAGAAAUCCAGCUUUUGGGGCGACCUAACCUCUUCCAAGUCCAAGUCUAAGGACAAGGAGAAAGACAAGGAUAAGGACAAGGACAAGGAAAAGCCCAAAAAGGAACCCAAGCUGAGCGAGAAAGAGCUAAAAAAGCUCGAAAAGGAAAAGAAGAAGGCCGAAAAGGAAGAAGCAGCGCGCAAGGCUCAAGAGGAAGAAGAGGCUGCUGCAGCUGCUGCAGAAGAAGCAGCCAAGGAAGAGAAGGAACGCCUUGCCCGAGAAGCGGAAGAGGCCGCGGCUGCCGAGGCCGCCGAGGCCGCCGAGAAGGCUCGGCUCGAGGAGGAGCAGGCUGCCAAGAUCGCCGAGGAAGACGAACAGUUCGCCGCCUUGGAAGCCAAGAAGCUCAAGAAGGGCAAAUUGACAAAGAAGGACCAGGCUGUUUACGACCAACUCAAGGAGUCUAUCGAUCAACGCGUUGCAGAUCAAGCCGCAGCCGAAGCUGAAGCCGCUGCCGAAGCUGAAGCUAAAGCUGCUGCCGCUGCCGAGGCCGAAGAGGCUGCUCGCAUCGAGGAGGAGGAGCGGCUUGCCAAGGAGGCUGAAGAAGCCGCAGCCAAAGAAGCCGAGGAACUGGCAGCGCGCGAACGUGAGGAGGCCGAGGCUGCAGAGAAGAAGUCGAAGAAGAGUUCCAAGACGGAAAAAGAGUCCAAAUCCAAGUCCAAGUCCAAAGAAAAAGAGAAGGAAAAAGAGAAGGAGAAGGAGAAGGAGAAGGAGAAGAGAGACAAGAAGGACAAGAAGGAGAAGAAGAGCAAGGACAAGGACAGGGCGAAGGACAAAGACGAGGACGAAGAUCCCGAACCCAUCCCGGACGUUCAAGAGGAGGAUGAGCUGGCCGACAUCGAACUUACCGAAGAGCAAGUGGAAGAACUCCUGGCCGACCCCGAGCCUGCGGAGCCUGCUCCGCCUCCACCACCUCCGGCGCCGGAACCCAAGCCGUCCAACGAUGCGUUCAGCUUCUGGGGCGUUGGCACUAAGAAGUCUAAGAAAGCUCAAGAAGGUGCGAAUAUCGGCUGGAAUGACACGACCGCCUCAUCCGCCAUAAACAGCAAUGCCCCGACCUGGAUGCAACCGUCUACGGCUCGUAAGGGCAAAGGAACGAAGAUUACUGACAGAUUAAAAGCUUUUGAACCGCCGCCGCCACCGGAAGACGAACCUGCUCCCGUUGCGGAGGAACCCGCUCCCGAGGACCCGCCACCAGAGGAUCCGACGCCGGAGGAGCCUACUGCUGAGGACCCCGUUCCGCCACCGCCGCCUCCACCGGUUGCCUUGACGAAAGAAGAGAGGAAACGACUCAAGAAAGAGAAGAAGCGUGCUGAAGCUGAGCCAGCACCGCCGCCGCCGCCGCCGCCGCCGCCUCCUGUUGAGGAACCAACAAUGGUUGAUGUCGAGGAACCAGCUGACGAAAAUAACAAGUCUGCGGAACCCCCAGGAGCCUUCCCGGUCGAUGAGGACGAGAACGAGAUCAUCGAAGUAAUUGAAAUGCCAGUGGAAAAGAAGAAGAAGAAAAGCAAGAAGAACAGAGAGAAGGAUCUUCUUGCUGAAGACGUCCCUCCUCCGCCGGCUCCUCCGCCACCACCAGCCGUGCCCGAAGUUCCUGCGCCUGAAGAACCGGCCGCUGAGGAGGAGCCCUGGUCGCCUCCCCCGGAGCCGAAGUCAAGCAGGAGAGACCGAGCCAAGAUCAGCCGCGAAGGUUCUUCGUGGGGCAUGUGGUCGGCCUCGGCGCCUCGCGAGAAGGACAAAGACAGAGAACGAGAGCGAGACCGUGAUCGUGACAAGGAGAGGAAGUCCAAGCACAAGUCUGACAGGCGCGAGAGGAGGCACGACAAAGAAGAAGUCAAGAGCUCUUCCAGGGGCUCGAACUCUGGUAAGGGCGACCGCGCUGACAAAGACAUGGAAACGCCGGCGCCGACGCGGCCGAAGCUCAUGUCCAUGUUCAGCACCCCCCCGGUUUCUCGUACGACCUCGAAUCGGGACCGGCGUCAUGGAUCUAGUGGCCGCCCGUCACGUCGUCACUCUGUUGACGCUGCAGGCUUGGUAUCACCACCUCCGGAGGAUGCGCCUCCGACGUCUUCCAAAGCUGCCAAGGUUCUUGGUGUCGACAAAUCAGGUAGACGCCGCAAGCGUGCUCCUACCGAGGAUGAUGACAUUGUAAUGGUCGGGGCGAACGGUGACGGCGAGGAUGCUAGUCCCCCCAAGUCCUCCCGUCGGCGAUCCAGAUAUCCCAAAGACGAGGACAUCGUCAUGGUGGAUGCCGACGGCCCUUCUGAGCCACCCCCUAUAAAACGGUCUAAUUCGAGUGCCAAGAGGGGCUUCGGUGGUCUAUUUAGUGGUCUUCGAACUCCCAAGACGGAGCGUCCAGACCCCUUACGAAGGCGUCACACCUAUGCGACCGAUGACGAUACUAAGCGCGAACGCCGCAAGGGGUCAUCUGGCGAUGCCGAAGAACUCGACCCGGCGGCAGCAGCUGACAUGGACCAGGAGGCUCGCCGCGCUGCUCGCCGUGCUCGACGUGCCGCAAGAGAUGCCGAGGCCGAGGUGGUCGAUCCAGAUGCCGAUGAGGCACGCCACGUCGCCAAAGAGGAGGCCAGGCGUGAGCGCCGCCGGCGGCGAGAAGAAGAAGAUAUUGAGGCGCGGAAGCAAGAAGAAAAGGAGGCCAGGCGCGCAGAACGACGCGCAGCCCGCCAACGUGACGAAGAAGAACGGCGAGCCGCUGACGAGCGAGAAGCCGAGCGAGCCGAACGGCGACGGCGUCGCAAGGAACGUGAGGCUGCCGCGGCCGCUCUCGAGGCUGACGUGGAGGCCAGACGGGCGGCACGUGAAGAACGCCGGCGCGCCCGCGAUGCUGGAGUUGAGGACGAAGAAACUCGAAGGGCCAGACGAGAAGCUCGACGCGCCGCUCGCGCGCCCGGUGAAGCGACAGACGGGGAAGAAGCCCGUCAUCGCAGCAGUCGAAAGCGAUCCACGCGGGAGUCGGGCGACGAGGCUCUGCAUUCGUCACGCCACCGCUACCGACGUGAUGAGGAGGCGAGACCGGCAUGGCCCCACUCCGGAACCUCAUCAUGGGUCAAGGAGCAUUCCGAUGCGGGUCCGCCUCCACAGGACGGCGGACAAACGGACGCCGUGCCGCUGACUGAGGACGAAGCGCGUCGCGAACGUCGCGAGCGUCGGCGCAGAGCCAAGUAUGAAGAUGGCACCGCCGAUGAGGCCGAAGACCGCCGCCGCAGGCUUCGCCGCGAAGAUCGUGAGCGCAAAUAUGGAGGCGGUAGCGGAGGCGCCGGCGGCGGCGGGUCGGAGGGAAGCGACGAGCGGCGCCGGCACGCCAUGCUCUCGGACGCGACGGCGACGCCGCGGAGCAGUUGGUGGAGGAAGCUGACUGGAUGA
Molecule: messenger RNA, 6390 nt
Organism: Colletotrichum destructivum
Lineage: Eukaryota; Fungi; Ascomycota; Sordariomycetes; Glomerellales; Glomerellaceae
Exons: 3
Coding region: 1-6390 (2129 amino acids)
Source: RefSeq, a predicted model, not a curated record